UAAAUAAAAGGCAUUUAUGAAAACUAGUAUCAGUAGAUAUGGUUGGCUACAGAAAAUCAUCUGAAAAUAAGUAAAAGGGCAUUUAUGAAAACUGCUAUCAGAAGAUAUACUUAGCUACAAAAAAAAACAUCUGAAUGUUUCACAAACUUAUUAGGCGUGUAUGGGCCCUCCAGAAUAUAAUAAGCACCGAUAGGAGCAGAUUAAAACUCAUACAAGAAGAUGGUUCUGAUGGCACACCCUGCUCUUCUCCUGGUGCUCCUCCUCUCUUCCCCUGCAAUUUCUUCCUCCAAGAGAAUCCAGCCCAAGUUUCCGGCCAUCUUCUACUUUGGCGACUCCGUUCUUGAUACCGGCAACAACAAUCGUCUCCCUACGGUGGCCUUGGCAAACCAUGUUCCUUACGGGAGGGACUUCCCAGGGAAGAAGCCGACAGGGAGGUUCUCCAAUGGCCGGCUCGUUCCAGACCUCCUCAAUCAGAGGCUGCAGCUCAAGGAAUUCUCUCCGCCAUACCUGGAUUCCAAGCUGUCGAACAACGACAUCAUGACAGGGGUCAACUUUGCGUCUGCGGGUUCAGGGUUCGAUGACAAGACGUCGCAGCUGGCCAAUACCCUGCCAAUGUCGAAGCAGGUGAACCUCUUCAGGGACUACCUCAUCCGGCUCAGGAACAUUGUUGGAGAUAAGAACGCUUCCAGGAUCAUUGCCAGCUCCCUGAUUUUUGUCAGCUCAGGGACCAAUGAUUUCUCACAUUACUACCGUUCGUCAAAGAAGAAGAAGAUGGACAUUGGUGAAUACCAAGAUACUGUUCUCCAGAUGGUACAAGCUCGUGUCAAGGAACUAUAUGACCUUGGGGGCCGCCAAUUCUCCUUGGCAGGCCUUCCCCCGUUUGGUUGCACACCUAUCCAAAUCACAUUGAGCAGAGACCCUGACAGGGCAUGCGUGGAUGAGCAGAACUGGGAUGCUCAGGUCUACAACUCUAAACUUCAAGAAUUACUUCCAACAUUGCAAGGCUCACUCCAUGGAAGCAAAAUUGUGUACCUAGAUGCAUACAGGGCUCUCAUGGAGAUCCUUGAGGAGCCCGCGAAAUAUGGAUUUACAGAAACAACACGAGGAUGUUGCGGGACUGGGCUCAGAGAGGUUGCCCUGCUUUGCAAUGCAUUCACUCCUAUCUGCAAAAAUGUGUCGUCCUAUGUAUUUUACGAUGCUGUGCACCCAACAGAAAGGGUAUACAUGUUAGUAAAUGACUACAUAGUGAAAAAUGUUAUUCCACAGUUUUAAUUAAUCACAUAUCCAUAUAAGGUUUUCUCCUUGUAUUAAUGCACACAUCUUAUUUUGGCUUCAUACUUUAAGUCCUUAUGUAAGAGCUCCUUCAAUGCCACCUAUCGUUAUAACAUCUGAUUGCUCACUGGAUUA
Messenger RNA from Panicum virgatum (switchgrass), 1407 nucleotides. Its product is annotated as GDSL esterase/lipase At1g58430-like. Gene Ontology annotation, biological process: lipid metabolic process. The coding region runs from base 220 to 1272 and encodes 350 amino acids. The record is from RefSeq and is a predicted model, not a curated record. The transcript is spliced from 3 exons. Gene Ontology annotation, molecular function: lipase activity. NCBI's taxonomy places the organism in Eukaryota, Viridiplantae, Streptophyta, Magnoliopsida, Poales, Poaceae.